AUGCUACAGCUCUGGAACAACAUGAACAUUCUAAGCAACUUGACAUCUCCAUUUCCAACCUUUUUGCUGACUGGCAUUCCUGGUCUAGAGUCUGUCCAGACCUGGUUCUCCAUCCCAUUCUGUUUUCUCUACGCCAUUGCCCUCUUGGGGAACAGCAUGAUCCUGUUUGUCAUCAUCACCCAGAAGAGUCUCCAUGAGCCCAUGUACUAUUUCCUCUCCAUGCUUUCAGCUACAGACCUGGGCUUGACAGUUUCUACGAUGUCAACAACAUUAUCUGUUCUGUGGUUUAAUGCAAGCAAAAUAGGUUUAGAUAGUUGCAUUAUCCAGAUGUUUUUCCUUCAUGGAUUGAACUCCAUGGAAUCUGGUGUGCUUUUGGUUAUGGCCUUUGACCGUUAUGUGGCAAUUUGUAACCCUCUGAGGUACACCACCAUCCUCACUAAUUUCAAAAUCAUUCAGAUGGGCCUAUUGGUGGUCAUUCGAACUGUAGUUUUAGUAGCACCAGUACUCUUGUUAGUUAAGCAUCUCACUUUCUGUAGAGCUAAAACCCUUUCUCACUCCUACUGUUACCAUCCAGAUGUGAUUAAGUUAGCAUGUUCAGAUACUAGGGUCAAUAGCAUCUGUGGAUUAAUUGGGCUAAUCCUGACCACAGGAAUGGAUACACCAUGCAUUAUUUUGUCUUACAUCAUGAUUAUUCGCUCAGUUUUAGGCAUUGCCUCUCCUGAAGAGCGACACAAAAUCUUUAGCACUUGUGUUUCCCACCUUGGAGCAGUUGCCAUUUUCUACAUCCCCCUGGUGAGCCUAUCCUUGGUGCAUCGCUAUGGUCAGUCAGCUCCUAGAGUGGUCCACUCAAUGAUGGCCAAUAUAUUUCUGCUUCUGCCCCCUGUGCUCAACCCUAUCAUCUACAGUGUCAAAACCAAACAAAUACGCAAGGCUAUACUCAAUCUGCUUCAGACAAAAUACUCUAACCUCUAA
Messenger RNA from Echinops telfairi (small Madagascar hedgehog), 972 nucleotides. RefSeq names its product olfactory receptor 51F1-like. Gene Ontology annotation, biological process: G protein-coupled receptor signaling pathway. Gene Ontology annotation, cellular component: membrane. The record is from RefSeq and is a predicted model, not a curated record. Gene Ontology annotation, molecular function: olfactory receptor activity; G protein-coupled receptor activity. Bases 1 to 972 code for a protein of 323 amino acids. NCBI's taxonomy places the organism in Eukaryota, Metazoa, Chordata, Mammalia, Afrosoricida, Tenrecidae. The transcript has a single exon.